This is a messenger RNA of Mesitornis unicolor (brown roatelo), 906 nucleotides long. Its product is annotated as sulfotransferase 1 family member D1-like. The transcript is spliced from 7 exons. The coding region runs from base 1 to 906 and encodes 301 amino acids. Gene Ontology annotation, cellular component: cytoplasm. The record is from RefSeq and is a predicted model, not a curated record. Lineage: Eukaryota; Metazoa; Chordata; Aves; Mesitornithiformes; Mesitornithidae. Gene Ontology annotation, biological process: sulfation. Gene Ontology annotation, molecular function: sulfotransferase activity.
AUGGCCACGGAGAAGGACGCUGUGAUCCGGGAGGAGCUGGGCAGCCUCCAUGGCAUGCCCUUCCACAAGUCCUUCAUGGAGGGCUGGCCACAGGUGGAGGCUUUCCAAGCCCGACCCGAUGAUCUGCUCAUAGCCACCUACCCCAAAUCAGGUACAACGUGGCUGAGUGAGAUUCUGGACAUGAUCUACCACGACGGCGACGUGGAGAAGUGCCGGAGGGAUGUCAUCUACAACCGGGUACCCUUCCUGGAAAUGAAAGUCCCUGGGAUGCUGAGCGCCCCCCGUCCCGCAGGUGUCGAGCAGCUGGAGAAGACCCCGUCUCCGCGGUUGGUGAAGACCCACCUCCCCAUCCACCUCCUCCCGACCUCCUUCCAGGACAAGGGCUGCAAGGUCAUCUACAUGGCCCGCAACCCCAAGGAUGUCGUCAUCUCCUACUACUACUUCUACCAGAUGGCCAAGCUGCACCCCGACCCCGGCACGUUGGCAGAGUUCCUGGAGACCUUCCUGGCUGGCAAAGCGGCCUAUGGGUCCUGGUAUGAACACGUGCGGGGCUGGUGGGACAAGAGGCAAGAGAAGUGGCUCCUUUACCUCUUCUAUGAGGACAUGAAGAAGGACCCACAGCGGGAGGUGAGGAAGAUCCUGCAGUUCCUGGGCAGGGAGGUGUCAGAGGGGACGGUGGCCAGGAUCCUUCACCACACGUCCUUCCAGGAGAUGAAGAAGAACCCCGCUGCCAACUACGAGACCAUCCCCACCUCCAUGAUGGACCACAAUCUAUCCCCUUUCCUCCGCAAAGGGAUAUCUGGGGACUGGAAGAACCAUUUCACGGUGGCCCAAAACGAGCGCUUUGACGAACACUACCGGCAGCACAUGGCAGGCUCCGACCUCGUCUUCCAGAUGGAGGUGUGA